UGCUGUUAUGGAAAUAUGUGAUCAGAUGUCCUAAGAAGGCUUUUCCUUUAAAAGCCCUGUCGGUAAUCGUGAAAUUUCUCCAGUUCGCUUGAAACAGACCGCUUCGUGGUGGAGUGUAAAUGUUUGUGCACCCCUGCUGAAUAUAAUCGUCCAGAAAUGAGUGGGAAUUAGUGUACGACAGAGGAUUCCCUCGGCGGUUUCGGAAGAGUGAUUGCAUUGGGUGCAAAGUUGCAAUUUUCAAUGGAAAGGGCUGAUCACCGCCAACUGAACUCAUUUGUUGUGACUUGGGCUCUCAAGAUCUGCAAAAUGUCCAAACGCCGUGCUUCGGAACGAGGGGUUGGAGAGUCAUCCGGCAGACCCAGCAAGCUCCUCUGUCCUGGGAUAUCAGGCAACAAUGCUAAAAGAGCUGGUCCCUUUGUUUUAGGCCCACGGCUGGGAAACUCUCCUGUGCAGAGUAUAGUGCAAUGUCUAGCCAGAAAGGAUGGGACGGAUGAUUUCUAUCAGCUAAAGAUACUGACCCUGGAAGAGCGUGGGGACACUGCAGGAGAGACGCAGGAAGAAAGGCAGGGCAAAAUGCUGCUGCAUACAGAGUACUCUUUACUGUCACUGCUCUCUAACCAAGAGGGAGUGGUGCACCACCAUGGCCUCUUCCAGGACCGCUCCUGUGAGAUUGUGGAGGACAUGGAGGCCAACAAAGUGCGAAAGAUGAAGAGGCGAAUAUGUCUGGUGCUCGACUGCCUCUGUGCCCACGACUUCAGCGACAAAACGGCUGACCUCAUCAACCUGCAGCAUUACGUCAUCAAAGAGAAGCGACUGAGCGAGCGUGAGGCUAUCGUCAUUUUCUACGAUGUAGUGAGAGUGGUGGAAGCAUUACAUAAGAAGAAUAUCGUCCAUCGAGACUUGAAGCUUGGAAACAUGGUGCUUAAUAAAAGGACUCAUCGGAUCACCAUCACAAACUUUUGUCUUGGCAAGCAUUUGGUGAGUGAGGAAGAUCUGUUAAAGGACCAGAGAGGCAGUCCAGCCUACAUCAGCCCAGAUGUCUUGAGUGGUCGACCAUACCGUGGUAAGCCCAGCGAUAUGUGGGCACUCGGCGUGGUGCUGUUCACCAUGCUCUAUGGCCAGUUUCCAUUCUACGACAGCAUACCUCAAGAACUCUUCCGCAAGAUCAAAGCAGCAGAGUACUCUAUUCCUGAGGAUGGGCGGGUGUCUGAAAGUACAGUAUGCUUGAUUAGGAAGCUUUUGGUGCUCGACCCACAGCAGAGGCUUACCGCCACUGAGGUGCUGGAGUCACUGAGCGGCAUCAUCGCCUCCUGGCAAUCUGUGUCUUCACUGAGUGGCCCUCUACAAGUUGUGCCAGACAUAGAUGAUCAGCUUAACCACCCCGAACAUCUUCAGGAGGCGAAAAUGACAGAGGAGUCAUCUCAGUAUGAAUUUGAGAACUACAUGAGGCAGCAGCUGUUGUUGGCGGAAGAGAAGAACACUAUCCACGAGACCAAGAACUUCCUCAGCAAGAGGCAUUUCGGUAAUGUGCCUCCAGUGAGGCGCCUCGGCCGCGACGCUCAACCUAUCAGUCCUCUGGAUGCCGCAAUACUGGCCCAACGCUUCCUCCGGAAGUAGCGCCGCCGCUCUGCCUGUGGGAGUGGAGCGUGCCACAGAACUGGGCACACACUUGUAUGUUUGCGUGAGAGUAUGUGUGCGUGUGUUUGAGAGCGCACAGUGUGAGUCUGGCAGACACAUGGUCCAAGGAAUAGCUCACCAUUCUGUUUCUCUAUUCAUCCGCCCAGGACACAAACUCUGCCUUUGGGUGGCACAUGGGACUCUGAUGAGACACUGACCACCACCACCACCUCCAUGCCAGUCCUUGCCCAAAUCUGACACACACACACAUACACACAUUUUCAGCAAUACCCAAACAGAAUCAUGUAGCAAACCACACACAACCCUCCAAUCCUCGUCUCCCCUUCACUCAACCUCUCCCUCAGCACUUUCAAUGGGAAUGCCGCGGAUCCAUGAUCAACCCCCUCGUUCUGUCCCCGUCACUUCCUGUUCACCUCAACCAGUCUGUAUCACUCCCAUAUGUAUCUAUGAAUGCAAAUCUACCUCUUACCAUUUUUAUCUCUCUCUCUCUCUCUCUCUCUCUCUCUCUCUCUCUCUCUUUCUCUCUCUUUCCUCCUCUUUUAGUCCAUUUUUAACUAUGCUCUCAGUUCUUUUGAAAGCAGGACUCAUUAUGUUUGGGGAGACAAGCACAGGCUCAAAAGCAUUAGCAUUGUGGUUAUGUAACUAUUCUGUGUGUCAAACCAAUGAUUGGUUUUUCCUCACAAUCCAAAUAAGCUUUUUUAUUUCUCUUCAUACUAAAAUGGUAGCAUUUUACAUAAGAUUAUUAUUUUUGUUUCCAUUUGAAGUAUCACAAUUUAGCAAGCUAUAACCUUAUAUUAAUGAAAUCAUAGCAGAAAAGUUCCUGUCCUCUAUUUGAAUGGGUUUCUCUUGGCAGCUAGCAUCACAAAUUACUCUGUCUGGAUGCCUACAACCAAAACCAUAACUUUGCAUCCAAACCGGCCGAUAUGGUACGUUGUUCUCUUAUCAAAGGCAGCAAAAUGCUCAAGGCCUCAAUUUCCUUUGUAUUUAUCCAAUCAAAGCACCUGAUAUGCCACUACAGUGGAGUGGUAUUGUUGUAAAUUUAGUGUGUCACACUAGGGCUUGUCAUAGGGUUGUGCUUGGAAAAAGAGAAGGGAUGGGACAGCUGGUGAUGGGAUGAAACUGUCAGGAAGCAGGGUGGCUGAGCCGGCAGUCAUGCGGAAGUCUAAGCCAAGAUAAACCCUUAAGCCCUCCUUUCCCUUUGCGUCCUUCUGUCUUGAGCGCUCACUCUCUGAUAGCAUGCCAAGCCAUCAAAGUGCAUCUUCUGCUAUGUCCUGUAUCUCCGGUGCUUUUGUUCCCCACACAGAUUUCAGCUGCAGCUCAGGGAUAGAGAAUUGGCCGCUUGGGAACGUUUUUGGCCUCAGUGAUACAAAGAAACCCAUUGUAUGUAGGACUCUUUAAAUAAUUUCUUUCCCCCCAACUGCCCCUCAUUUCCAUGUAUGGUUUUUAAAGGGGUAGGCUGCCAAGAAGAAAAUUUCUGUCGUUUAUUCACACUAAAGUUGUUCCAAACCUGUAUGACAACAUAAGGGUGAGUAAAUAAUGACAUAAUAUUUGGGUGAACUAUCCCUUUGUAUGAUUCAAGAUCAUCAGGAAGUAAAUGCCAUCAAACUCACUCGCUUAGUCUGUUGCUUGCAUAAUAUAGCGUGUGAGAAUAUUGCAUAGGAAACAUAUAUUCUCAUAAUCUAGUUUGACAGUUUUCCAAUCCCAUUUUAAGCUACCCAUGUGUGUAUAAAAGCAUAUCUUUGGGAUAUCUUGCCUUAGAUUAUUGACCGAUUCACAAUUCUACAUUGAGCAGAAAAUAUGUACUUUUGAUGCUAGAAUAUAUGUUAGUAUAAUAGGCAGUUGGCUUGCAUCGACCUGUGGACCUGUGGCUUUAGUUUGCAAUACCUUUUAUGUCUGGCUCAACUCGUGUCAUUAGAUGAAAAGGGUCAUUCAGUACUGUAGGUCUCAUGACUAGCAGCUUGGCUCAUCCUUUUAAGCUCUUUCAUUUCAUUUUCAGAAGAAGUAGAGCCUGAUAGUUCUUUACCUUUCUGUGACUUUUAAUUUAUUUGCUGUUUAUAAUUCAUCCACCUCUGUCUUUUUCAAAGCUCUGUUGCCGUGGUAAAUGUAGAGAUCAUAUGUCACUCAAAAGCAUUGCUGUGAUCUCUUUGUUUAUUUUUCUUCUAUCUUCAGUGAAGGUUUUGUUUUCUUGGCUCUCUGUACCUUUUUUUUAUUCUUGAAUAAUUCUGUUGGUAUAUUAAGCUACACUAAUGAGACUGACUUUGCAUAGCUCUAUUUUUAAGUCAACUAAAUUAUCGUGCACAUUAGCAUGACAUGUAGAAUCGAUGUAGAGUUUAUCUUGUGGGGUAAGAAUGAUACCGCACUCUGGCCAGUGUGAAUAACAUCACGAUGAAUGGAGUCAGUAAUGCAAAACCCAGUACAGGGUAUUGUUAUUGUUUUGAAGAAUCACACCAAUGUUUCCACAUUAGAACUUAUUUAAAGUGAUGUUGCCUGCCACCAUUGAAAGCAUUAGUCUUUUCCCACCUCAAUGUGAAUAUAUUUGGUUGAAAAGCAGUAUUGUAGAGGAUGACGUGUGAAUUGUCAGAGGGGGACUUUUGCAAGCGAAUUAAAGUCCUUCUCUCAAAUUUAAAAUAGGAGUGCCUGAAGGCAAUAUCCUGGGCCAUGUAGUUUUCACAAAAGCCAUUAUCUCAUAGCAAAUCUGUACGGUUGCAAUAUGAAUGCUGUUGACGUGGUUGUGUAGUCUGUGCCCGAAACCUAAAUGGAAGAAUUGAGUUAGAAUGUCUCUGUUUUAUAUGCCCCCUACUCAAGUAAUUGAAAACAGUUGCCCCCUUGCAUAGACAGUUUUGUGAUGUCCAAAUUCCGUCGGCAGCAUGAGAAGUGUACAUAGUUGAGCUCUGUAUACGUUAAGCAAUUAGUGCAUGAUUCUAAUUAGUGCCACAAGAUGCGGCAGGAAUUGCAAUGGUUGUGGGUGUUGCAUAUGACUUUCAGGACAAAACAAAUACAGAAAGACGCUGCAAGGGAAGAAACUAACAAUUAAGCUUGUCAGUUUUCAGUUGUCUUUUCUCUUUAGGCCACUUUGUGCAGAUAUUUGAUAAAUUUAGAGAUUUCUCUUUAGAAUUGUUGCUUUUUUGCAUCUUUAAUUAAAACUGGAAAAUUUUACAGAUCUGGUGUACAAUGAAACAUGAUGAAACAACUCAAUAGGCUAAACAUUUGGUGUUGUAAGCUGCUUGAUUAGAAAGGUGUUAAAGAAAAAAUGGGUAAUUGUACAGAUGAAAACAAAUUUGUAUAAAAGACAUAUUUUUGUACUUCAUCAAAUCUCUACAUGCAUGUCAGCAAUAAACUUUGAUAUGGAAAAAUAUUGUCUCCAUGUGUAGUGCUAACAAUUUUUUUUUUUCAAUAAAAUUAACCUGAAUGAAAGUUAUUUCUCA
Messenger RNA from Myxocyprinus asiaticus (Chinese sucker), 5063 nucleotides. RefSeq names its product serine/threonine-protein kinase 40-like. Lineage: Eukaryota; Metazoa; Chordata; Actinopteri; Cypriniformes; Catostomidae. The coding region runs from base 241 to 1617 and encodes 458 amino acids. Gene Ontology annotation, biological process: protein phosphorylation. The transcript is spliced from 12 exons. Gene Ontology annotation, molecular function: protein kinase activity; ATP binding. The record is from RefSeq and is a predicted model, not a curated record.